ACCGUGGCGCUACCUAUUUAAAAGCGUCCUUCUGUUGUUGUUAUAGCGACUAAACAUUUGUUGUUGUUUUGUGUUUAGUUUAUUGUAAAACUGGUGAUGCCACUACAUUAAAAUGAGGUGCUGUUCUAUGACUAAAGGCACAGAUGAGAAUGGAUAGUAGUUUCUGAAGCACCGUCCACAAAUCAAAGUAUUUACACAUGGGUUGAUAAGUUCUACCAUACAUGAUUUAGACAUAUCAGACCAAGGCUUCUAUCUAAAAAUAUGGAUAGUUAUGGCAACAAAAGUCUUCCAGAGAAGGAAUCUGUAUCCACAUUGGCUGAGAAUGACUCUGAUGAGGAAAUAGUAAUCCCUAUUGCCCCACAUGUCAGCCAGGGAUCAUUCAAUCUGCUGAAGCUAGUCAGGGAACAGAUCAAGAAUGAGGAGAAAAUCGAAAUGCGAAGCUGUGAGGAUGUAUUAAGGAACAAAGCACGUUUGCUAGAGCAACUAGAGGAGGAAGAGCAUCAGGCCAAGCAGUCACUGUCCCUUGACAACAUCCCAGCCGCGACAGCAAGGUCGUCUCAGCUGUUCAACGUGGGGCGGUCAGCAGAUAGGGUCCUGGCAGCCCCGUCUGUGCAUGGUCAGAUGAGCCGGGCCUCAAAGACCCGGCUGCGGGGAACUCCGGACCUCUACUCAUCUGGCUUUGAGGAUGACAGCAGUGACCCUGGUGGCCUGCUUCCACGCAAGUCCAACUCGCUGGAGGUGGUUCCUGGGCAGACGACGGCCGAGAUGGAGAGUCUGUUGAAGAAUCUACACGUGCACCAUGCCACAGUGAACACGCCGGGUGGCGAGUCUACUGCUAGAACAUCACCACCACUAAACCGUGACGAUGAAGUCGCCCAGCUGAAGGAAUCAUUACAAAACAUGGUUUCCGUGCUGAGUGACAGUGAGCGCCGCCUAGCGGAGGAACAGAACAUUAAGGAGAAGGUCAUGGCUGAGGUCAAACGACUUAGCCAGCAGAAUGCUAUGCUAAGAGAGCAGGCACGUGCCAGCAGUGGUUCCGACAGUGGUGCCCCAGCAUUCAAUUCGAAGCCAACACAGGUGCUGGGCAUGGAGGCGAGGUUGACAAGGGCAGUGCAGGAGCUAGAGCAAGAGAGGAGCCAAACAGCUGAGGUCAUUACUGAACUAGAGACGAAGUACGCUCAUCAGCUGUCAAAGCUACAGGUAGCAGAGAAGGAUGCUCUUCGGCGACUUAUUAGAGAGACAGAGCGUAACAAGGCACAGGAAGACUGCAUUGCCGCACUUCGUGAUCACAUCCACAAGAUGCUCGCUGACGUCGCCACGACAACGACCACCGACCGGAGGCAGCGACAACGCUGGAUAGAUACAGUCCGACCCGGCACAAAGGGUUCACAGGAGAUUCAGCAGAUCCUGCGUGCGGUGCAGCAGGAGGAAGGUGUUCAUCCGUCGCAACCCGAGGAGGUCGUGCGCUGUCUGUGGUACCGGCGCAAGGAGGUAGCCGCUCAGCUCUCCUUGCUGCAGCACUACCUUGCAGAGAUCGGCCUCAACACCAGCAAGCUACCAGACGAGCUGAAGAGGUUGCUGAGUGAGAAGAUGGAUAUGGAGCAGCAGAUAAAGAACCAGGCUUGGGAGAUACACAACCGCAUCCGUGACCGGCAGGUCAUGGAGAACACGCUCAAGGAGAGACUCGCCUCGUUAACGAGUAAGAAGAAUAAGCUGGAGGCACAUGUGAAGACCGUGGCGGGCCAGGCUGCGCAACUGGAUGCUGAGAACAAGGCGCUGAAGCUGAAUGCCACGUCAGCAUCCAGCAAGGCUGACGGUGGCGCUAGCAGCCUGCGGGCAGAGAUAGAGACCAUGCAGGAGCGUCUGCUAGUGGAGGUGUGCAAGCGGCAGCAGCUUGAGGCAGAGCUUCAACUCAUCACCAACAAACCUCAGGAUAACAACUUAAGCCACAUUGCCAAUUGCACGGGGACAGUCGAUGAUGCUGGGACUGCAAAACGUCUGCUACAUGAGAGAGAAGUAGAGCUGAAGUCUCUGCAGGAUGUUGUUAGGAGACAGAAGCUUGACAUUGAAUCACUGAACACACAGCUCAGCUCAGCUCAACUACAGAAGUCACCACUAGGUGGCAGCAGGGAGCCAAAUGAAGCAGAUGCAUUAGUAAAGCUGAAAGACCUAAAGAAAAAGCUGCAGUUUAUAGAGUCUCAGCUCCAUGCUAAAGAUAAACAAUUGGUUGCUAUGGAAACUGAGCUGCGUCUAGUCAAUCGCAGUGUUCUGUCUCAGGAGGCAGAUAAGGCAGAAUUGAAGGCCCAAUUAAACAAUACGAGCAAAGAUGUACAAUUACUCAGAGAUGCAAACAUCACACUGGAGAGAAGGUUUACUGCAGAGUACGAUACAUUCCAGAAGGAGAAGACUGAGAGUGGUAGCUGAAGGAAGGAUAUGAGAGUGCAUCUAAGCAGCUAGAGAGAAGGCAAAACGGAG
Molecule: messenger RNA, 2475 nt
Organism: Priapulus caudatus
Lineage: Eukaryota; Metazoa; Priapulida; Priapulimorpha; Priapulimorphida; Priapulidae
Product: ELKS/Rab6-interacting/CAST family member 1-like
Exons: 19
Coding region: 262-2424 (720 amino acids)
Source: RefSeq, a predicted model, not a curated record